Molecule: messenger RNA, 336 nt
Organism: Pelagomonas calceolata
Lineage: Eukaryota; Pelagophyceae; Pelagomonadales; Pelagomonadaceae
Source: the annotation of a GenBank genome assembly
AUGGGCGGCUGCCGCGUCUCGACGUAGUGCCGCACUUCGCGCGCGGCGACGUACCUCGCGCGCGCCGGCCUGCGCGGCUCGGAAGUCGCCACGAUGGAGCAAUUACUGUGCGCACGCGCGGACGUCUUGGUCAUGUGCGCCCGGCGCGAGGGCUGCGCGUGCGGGCGGGGCCUGAAGUCCGGGUUCGUGGCCGCGAUCCACGCGCACCGUGGUAUGAGCGGGCUGUCGACGCAAGUGAAUCAGAAGGGCGGCAUUUGGAACUACGUCGAAGAACCGGGCUGGGACCUUCGGGCGGCGAGCCGCGUUCCGAUGUAGGGCCGCGGCCCCGGAAGGGCG